Molecule: messenger RNA, 7956 nt
Organism: Cylicocyclus nassatus
Lineage: Eukaryota; Metazoa; Nematoda; Chromadorea; Rhabditida; Strongylidae
Source: the annotation of a GenBank genome assembly
AUGAUAGACUUGACUGAUUUCGAGGUGGGCAGUUAUGAGUUCAAUCCAGUUAUUGUUCCCGACCACGAGCCGGACACUGUAUCCUUACGCAGGACAGUGUUCAGUGAUAUAGAGUUGGAAGAACUUAAUGAACUGGUUAAAGUAUACAAGAGAACAGAUCUUGAAAAGCCCGUGUAUGCCAUGGCCCAUUUCCCGGAAUUUUCCUCUGUUGUGUAUGGAGAGUAUGUUCUUGUAGAUUUCUCAGAAGUGAAUUUCAUAUCCCAUGAAGUAAUAGCCCGUCUGUAUAAAGAGGAAGAUACUAGGUUGACGAAGUUCUAUUUUGAAGCUUCUAUAACUACUGAAGGCUCGAUUGCUGCAGAGAUACAUACAACCCUUGAGUUGUUAAAUAGUAAUGAUGAGAUAGUGACCAGUAUUGAGGAGGACCUUCCGUACUCUGAUCCGUUUAGUGAGAAAACUAUUACUCUAGAGCCUACUAUUUCGAAGCCUAGGGCUAGUACAGUAACUCAUGCCAGAGCAUCUUUCAGAGUUAAUCUUGUUGAGGACUCUUUGUUGUCAGGGCAGUGGGCUUCCUUUUCUGUAGAUGUUCCUUUGGGAGAUAUAGGUGAAGGAAAGUUUUCUCACGGAAUGGAACUUAAGAAUGCCCCUUGCAUACCUAUACCUGAGGAUCCUGAUACGAUGUAUAUAUUCCUUAACCUGUAUGACAAUAAGCGGCUGUCUGUCAAAAAGGACACUUAUGUCCCUGGAGCGAAGAUUAGCAGUGAUUCUUAUUACUCUGUAGACCAGGGAGCGUACAUCAUAGGCUCCGACUUGAUAACUCCGGGAUGUCAGUAUGCAUUCAUUGGAGAACUGUAUACAGACUUCGAUGCUCUUGAGGACAAGUCUCUCGACACAAGAUAUGGAGGCAUCUCUGAGGUUAAUGUGCAGUCAAACACUUUCAUCCCUGCAAGUGUGAAGGUAGAUAUUAUUUCAGCCGUAGAGAAUAAUACCUCAGCUACGCUUAUCGGAAAUGAAGGAGAUACUUUCUUUCAGAGAUGGGACAGCCUCAAGGCUGUACCUAGAAGCUCUGAUGAUGUCAACCAGAAGGGACGUAAUGAUAUUGAUAGAGGAACUACACGUCUUACAGAUAUCGAUGUGACCAAUUUCGGAACUGUCAACCCUGUAUACUCUCUGGGAAACAAUAUGUUCAAGGCUUAUGCUAUGGACGAGAAGUUUGAUCUGGACUCUUAUGAGAGUUCAAUUACUUGGUCUAUGCAGAAGAAUGAUGGUGCUGAUAUAGAUGAAUGGUUGCAUAUCACACUUGCUUCUUCUCUGAAGCUUGAUGGUGAUAAAGGUAAACUCAAUGCACUCAGGAGAUUCAAUAACAGCAUUGUAUCUUUCCAGGAUAAGGGUAUUGCAGAGGUUCUCUUUAAUUCCAGAACACAGAUUACUACAGCUGAUGGAGUUCCUAUCGAGAUAGCAAACUCCGGCAAGGUAGAAGGCAAGAGGUACAUCUCGGACAAGUAUGGAGCACAGAACAAAUGGUCUAUCGUUGAGGGAAAGACAGGGCUGUUCUUUGUAGAUAACCUCAACAAGAUUAUCGGUCUGUUCUCGGGUAACGGAGUCGAGAGUUUGUCUACCAAAUCUCAACUGGACGCUUGGGUACGUAGCAAUAAUAGUACUGGAGUAUGGAACCCCAAGGACGAUUCCAACACUGUAGCUUUCUAUGACAAGGCUCAUUCAGAGGUAUACUUUGUCAAUAGCAGUAAUGAAGAGCAGCCGUGUCUUGUAUACAGCGAGGUGCUUGGAGGAUUUGUAGGAUUCUAUGACUACUCUAAGGUUCAGAUGAUGACCAAUAUCUCUGAUAGGUUUGUGUCUUAUCACAGCGACAAGAACGGAAAGUUCUCCUUGUGGCUUCAGAACGAGGGGGACUACUGUAACUUCUAUGGGGAGGAUAAACCCUUCUGGAUAACAUGGCGUGUUGCUCCUGAUAUGCUUUUUGAUAAGAUCUGGACCAAUAUAGAAUAUCAGGCUGAUUUCCUUGAGGUGCUCUCUGCUGAAGGUGAUGUGCCGGAGAUGGAGUUUAUCGACGGAGAUAUCAAAACCAAAUACACCAACAAGACUUUUGAUUCAGUUGAGGUGUGGAACGAGUAUCAGACCACAGGAGAAGUAAGUAUCCCAUCCAGGGCGUCCCUUCCUGGUAUUGAUAGGUAUCCUGAUGUGGCUAAGAAGUUCCGUACUUGGAGGAUGGAUAUUCCUAGAGCAACUAAAGAUGUUACAUCAGGUAACAAGUUUGGUUUGGACAGGAUAAGGAAUCCUUGGGUGUAUGUAAAACUGAAGAAGAACAGUGCAACUUGUAGUAUGAGCUUACCUAACAUAUUAAGCAUGGUCCCUGGAAAGGGCGAGAACUAUAUGACCAAGCUUCGAGACAUCAACUCGAGGCUUGGCUCUGCUGCUAGUGAAGUUGAAAAGCAGAUGCUUAAGUCUACAAGAGACGACCUCCUGUUUGAUGCAACUAUGACUGGUCUCAAUGGGGCCUUUUCUCUUGGCAAUCAGUUGCAGCAAAAUGGUCAGGGAGCUGAUAUUACUCAAUAUAGGAACAGGCUUGCAGAUAUGUCUGCCCAGAGAGGAUAUAACACAUAUAACAAUGACUCUCUUCUCAAUGCCUAUGAUACUACUCCUGUAGGUUUUCAUAUUGAUGAAAGGGAUCUCAAUCCUACUGCAGGUCAGUCAGCUAUGAAUAUCGGAAGCUCGAUGUUGUCUGGAGCAGCUACAGGAGCACAGCUUGGUGGGCUCUGGGGAGGAGUAGCAGGAGCCGCUGUAGGACUCCUAGGAGGUAUCGGUGCAGAUUCAGAUGCCAAGCGUAAGAACAGACUGAAUGCAGGCAUCAUGAACAGGUCUCAAGCCUAUGAGCAAGGAAUGAACUCAAUAGCCUUUCAGUCAAACGCUGACCAAGCAAAGAGAACCCAGUUCGGUACCCAGUACGGUACUCGUAUGGCUGAAGGCGGAAUGCUUCAUCCUACGAGAAAGCCUGUCGGUACAGGAGUCUAUCACAAUCAUUGCAAGGGCGGAACAUUGGUAAAUACAGGAGGGUCACAUCAGGAGAAUCCUUAUGGAGGAGUUCAAGUAGGUGUAGACCCUAACGGCAUUCCUAAUCUUCUCGAGGAAGGAGAGCCUGUAUAUGAUGAUUAUGUAUUCUCGGAUAACAUCUAUGCUGAUGGUGGAAUUCUAGACAAGUUCAUUAUUCCUAAGAAGUAUGCAGGUAUGCUUUACUCUGAGGCGGCUGACAAAAUCCUUUCCGAGGCAGAGCUAAGGCCUAAUGAUCCUAUAUCCAACAAUGGUCUUAGGGUGAUGCUCCACAGACUUGCUGAUGCUCAGGAAGCCCAGAAGCAGAAGAAGGAAGCAGCUAAGCUCAAGAGACAGAUCAACAAGAUGUCUCCUGAGGAACUUGGUCAGCUGGAGUCAAUGAUGGCAGCAGCACAGGCUUCACAGGAAAUGUCACAGGCCCCUAUGAUGCAGCAGAUGCCUCAGGAAAUGUCUAUGGAGGAACAACAGUCGAUGCCCAUGAUGGCAGCUAACGGAGGCCUGCUUCGUAGGUAUGGUGCAGGAGGGCCUCUCAGUGAAGAUGAGGAAGCACUUCUUCUUUCAGGACUGUCAGAUGAGCAGAAGCAGUACUAUGCAGAGCAUGGAUACUUGGAGCCUAGUUACUCUAUCGGUAUACCUGGGUGGAUAGGCAGUCCUGCGACUAAAGGAAUACAGUUAGUAAAAGGAGCAGUAAAGACUCUUCCUGCCGUCGCAGAGAAAGCUACAGCUGCUUAUUCCAAAGCUAAGACUCUUCUGAAGUCUGCUCCUAAGACUGGAGAGGCUGCUGCUAAAGCAUUUGAGGAAGCAGAGCAGUUAAAGAUAGCCACAGCGAAAGCAAAGAAAGUACAAUCUCUUGCCAAGGGUGCAGUUACUAGAGCUAAGAAUACUGCUGCUAAAGCUACUGAAAACUUUAAUACUAUAAAUAAAGAGCUUGCAGAACUGGCAGCUAAAAGUGCCAGAGGUAAGAUUUCAACAGCCGAGGCUGCUCGUUAUAAGGACUUACAGGCUGGAUAUACCAAGGCUAGUGAGAAGGUAAAAGCGACAAAGAGUGCUAUCGAGGCUAGGGAAAAAGCAUACAAGGCUGCACAGAAAGCAUACUCUAAAGCACAGAGGGGUGUGGAGGUUACUACGAAAGCAGCGUCUACAGUAGCACCCGCAGCUGAAGCUACUGCACAGGCUGCAAAAGAACCUAUGACUUUCAAGAGACUUGCUACAGGAGCACUUCAGACUGGAUUUGAUCCUACAUAUCUUUGGCGUACCUGGAAGCCUACUACAACAGCAGGUAAGAUUGGUGCAGGAGUUGUGAAGACUGCACAAUCUGCCCUCGCACUAGAGAACGACGCUCAUCUUCUUCCGGGAGUAGAGUAUGGUCCUGUGAGUGGGGUGGUAUCUGCAUUCACGAACAAGUAUGACAGGGCAUCAGACUCUCAGCCUACUACAGACUUCUACAGCUUUUUCAAUGAGCACGCUGAAGGAGGUCCUGUGAAUAGGUUUGACGGGGAAUCUCAGAGUCAGAUAUUUCGCCUUGGUACAGGAAACACUGCCUACUAUCCUUUCCCUAGUAUGGAUCAGGGAGUACCUAUUCCUCAGAGACCAGUUCCUCAGAGGCUUGCUCAGCCUAGAGCAUUCCUUCCUUAUAACAAUACCAAUGGCUUUGCUUAUUACACUGAUGGAGCAUAUGAUCAGGGAUAUCUUGAUUGGUUGAAUGACCAGAAAUUUAAUGACGAUGGUUCUACUUUUAAUAAUCUUGCUCAGUACUAUAAGAGCAAGACAGGAAGGACACUGACUCCUGAACAGGCAGUAAGGCUCGGUCAGGAUCAGAAGUUCGGGGAGUUCCAUAAUAUUCUGGGCAAUGCCUACACUAAUUAUUUGCAGAACAAUGCAGGUCAGACAGACGGCUCACAGCUUCCGUUGGCACUGUCAGAUGCUGACCUCGACGGAAUAAUGGCUGAUGCUGAUAGGAGUCUUAUGAACCUGAAUGCUCCUAGCCAGCCUACAGGACAGUAUGUGGAGCGUGGUGCACCUCUCUUUAGAGGUCAGACAGUUGAACAGGCAGCAGCUGGUGCUCUUACUGGAGGCUCUGCUCCCGGACUUGCUUUUCCUGACAGACCCACAGGACAGUCUGCUUCUACAGUUCCGAACUAUAGCACUCUUCCUAGGUAUGCAGGUAUCCUUAACAACGCUCUGAGUACAGCAUACAAUCUUACACAGACUCCCGACAGGUAUGAAUACAAUCCUGUAAGGGCGUACUCUCCCGAAGGUAAUAUGCCUCUUCAGAUGCAGAGGUUCAUGCCUAUGGAUGUGUCAUUGCCGGUACAGGCUGCUCAGCGUGCAGGUGCGGCUACUGCAAGAAGUAUCAGGAACUCAGGAGCUGGCCCUUCUACAGGAGCUUUGCUUCUUGGUGCCGGUGCUAACACUGGUAAUGCUAUGGGUACUGCUUUCAAUCAGGGCUGGUUCGACAAUAACAAUCAGAGAAAUGCAGUCAUAGGAGCAAACAAUACUGCCCUCGGUCAGAUGUCACAGCUUGGAGCUGGACUUUCCGCUCAGCGUGCUGCUGCUCUUAAUGCUGCCUCUCAGUAUAAUAAUCAGCUUGGUCUUCGUCUUCAGAUGAUGAACAAUGCUGGAGAACAGGCAAAGGCAGAUGCUGUGGGUAUGGGUCUCGAGAAUCUUUCUGCUGGACUUGCAGGUCUUGGCACUGAGAACUUCAGGAUGAAUCAGAUUAAUAACAACCCUACACUGUAUCAGUACGUCGGAAAGAACGGUGCUCCUCUAUAUAAACCUAUCCAGCAGUUCACUGACGCUCAGAACGCUGCUGCUGAAAAGUAUGACCAGCUUGCAAUGGACACAGAGGCUCUUCGUAACUACAUAAGUGAAGAAGAUGAUCCUAAGGCACACAAACUGUAUCAGGCUUACAGAGACAGUCUACAGACCCUUCAGGACAAUCUUUGGAAUAAAGGCUAUAAUGCCAGCACUGUUCGGGAUUUGGCUGCUGCACGUGCAGGAUAUGCCAGUGAUAUUACAAGACUUGCCAAGGCUAUUGAAGCCAGACAGUCACGUAGCAAGGAAUACUGGGACACAAAGCAUAAGAAUCCUGAUAUGGUGAUGGGUGCUGACCCUGGUAUUAGGGGACUGGAUAACUAUCUGGAUAAUGAUAACUACGGACAGGAUUGGUAUUCAUACAGUGGUAAUCAACUCGCAAAAGAGGUUGCUGCUGAUAUGGAUGCUCGUGCUGCUGAGCUUCUUCGUGAUCCUCAGAUAAUGCAGAACCCUCAAAUUGCCGGAUACAUCACUCGUGUUACUCAGAAAGGGUUUACCAAUGAUGAAAUUAAUUCCGCCGGCAUUGCAGCCAAGGCUUAUUUGAGAGGCGAUGAGUCUGCACUUAACAGCCUUGAUCCUAUCACUCGAAUGGCAGCCGAGGUACUUGUCAAUAGGAUGGGUGCUACAGGUGCUACUACAGGAGAGAAUGGUAAUCUUGAUACAGCAGAGUAUGACCGUCUCUUCAACUAUGCUAUGAUGGGUGCUUCCUCAGGUAUCAAGGGUCAGGAUCUCAAGGACUUUGAGGAUAAGAACUGGGAGUUCGCAAGGCAGAUGGCUCUUGCUGCUGCUAAGUCCUCUUCAAGUAACCCUAACUCAAAUUCAGGACAGCAGCCUGUACAGGAGGGAGGAUACACAGUAGACCCUAUCAUCUCACAGAUUAUGGCUAAGGAUGCCGAUGAAGCAUCAGCUGCCAAUAAUAAGAUGUUUGAAGGUACUUUCAAGAAAGAUGGUCCUCUUAAUGUGAAACUCCCUGAUGGAAGGACUGUUCCUGUAUCGAUUGGAUGGGCAGAACAGAGUCAAAGACAGCGUGCCGCUAUUCCCGGAGCAAACGGAAAGAUUAUUUCUGUUGAGACAGGAGACCUUAAGAGCUCGGAUGCCAAGAGGCUCGGAAUCACUUCAAAGGAUCCUGUAGCAAUCUUCGAGAUUAUCAACGGUAAGAGAGUACUUAAUGACUCCUUCACUAAGGAGUAUAACAAGAGACUCGCUUCCCAUCAGGACUAUGUAAAAUCAAUCCUUAAGAAUAAUAAGGGUAUCAAGAUCAACGAAAACACUAUAAGCCCUAAGGAGCUUAAGGAGUUGGCGAAGAAAUUUGAUAUAGCAGAGGACCUCUCUCCUGAGGAUACCAGAGCAGCUAUAGAGACUAAGAAGUACAUUGACCACAGAGCACCUGCAAUACUUGCUGAUGCUUCUGAACGUAUGAAGAGUGUCCGUGCUGAGCUAGCAGAUAAUAUCAUUGCUUCCUACCAGCAAGGCAUGGCAUAUACUCAGGCUAAGGUGACGGACGAGUCUUCAAGAGAGUUUGCAUUCUAUAAGGUAGCUAAGGGAGGAGGAGAGUUUGAGAAACAAGGAACUCUCGAUAAGGCUAAGGUAUUUAACCUGGACAACCAAGGCAAUAUUAAGAAUGACAGCAUUCUGUCUGUAGCUGUAUCCCCCUAUGAUCUACUCAAUGGUAAAGUCAGGAUAACCACUACUAAGGGAGUGUUCGGUGUGGACCCCAGGAUGUUAGGCGGCAUAAACGCUGAUACCUUGAAUAACCUUAAAGGCAGUGUUGCAUUCUUGAUGACUCCUCUUAUGGAUCCUGAUAAGGUACUCAAGUGUUCUCCUGAGGAGGAGAAGAACCUUACUGCGAAUAUGUACUGGAUACUUGAUCAGUUCGCCCCUGUAAAAGAUAAUGGUGAGCCUAUUAUGGCAAAAGAGUUUAUACGUAAUCGUAAGUAUCAGGAUGCCCUUUAUACAGGUAUUACGCAGUUUAUGAAUACUGCUCUUGCUCACCCUAGGGAACUUAAAGGUCAGCAGGGAUUCCAGGUUACAGGAGGCACUUCAACACAUCCUCAGCAGUACAAUCCUUUUUUGAAAUAA